GAGACACGGCCGCGGAGACGGCCACGGCGGAGCAGCUGGUCAUCUGCGACACCUGCGGCGACGACCUCAGCGCUGUGGACGAGGAGGACUACAUCACGGUGAAGGAGGGCACAGAUACGCGCAAGGCCAUCUGCCGCUGCAAGCCCUGCAACAACGCGCGCAAAAGGGUGAAUUCCAUGAAGGUGGGGAACCCGUCCGACUUCCAGACGUGGGAUAAGGUGGAGGACAAGAAGGCCUUCCUCGCGGAGGCCAAGUACCUCUACGGCGAGGACCUGAAGAAGAAUAUGAUCGAGCAGUGCAGGCAGACGAAGACGGAUAGCGACAAGCAGACCUUCCACCAGGAGGGCAAGUACAUGACUUUGUUGGAGGCCGCGGAGUUGCCCCGUUUCAAGACAGAUCCAGCGAGCUUCGAGACCUUGAAGAAGCGGGCGCCGCAAUUCGAGUGCGAGCUGACUGGGGCGCUGAUGAUCGUCGUGCCGGAAUACGCUUUCAGCCACGAUAAGUCCGCGGCGCUGGCCAACAAGGCGAAGCAGGAGAAGAAGGACAAGCCCGCCAGGCCGUUGCCGCAAGGGCUCGUCAACAGGGCCAACCUGUUGCGGGACAGCGUGCUCGAGAGCGCGACGCAAGUGACUCGCGCCCAGAUGGUGCUUUCAGACGAGUCGGCGAAGCAGUAUGUGCCUGAGGCCUUGCAGGGUAAAGCAGACGACCUGAUUAAGGGCUUGGAGGCCGCCUGCGAGAGCGGCAGGGACGUGCUCGCGAGGAACCGCAUCGACGAUAAGGGCCAACUCGCGCAGAUCAUCGACGAUAUGAAGAAGGCGCACACGGCGGCUACCAUGUACUACGACAAGAUUUCAAGUCUGCUGGAGGAGGCGCCCGAGCAUCAGAGGGCGGCUUGGUUCAUCGAGCUGGAGAACGGCGAAGAGGAGGCCGCGGCGGAGGACGAGACGGAGCCAGCAGAUCUUGGCCAGGGCAGCCCUUUGAAGCGCGCCCUAAGUGGGGCCGAAGCGAGCCCUUCGAAGCGCAGGGUUCCGCUCGGGACGAAGUGCAUCGCGGGCGCCGCG
Molecule: messenger RNA, 1061 nt
Organism: Prorocentrum cordatum
Lineage: Eukaryota; Dinophyceae; Prorocentrales; Prorocentraceae
Source: the annotation of a GenBank genome assembly